AUGGAGAGCCUGGACGAGGCUCCUGGGAGUGAAACCGCGAGACAGAACAACAACCCCUGGGAGCGAGAAAAUCGAUCAGAGAUAUGCCACAAUAAGAGCCUACUGCUCGGUGAUCCAGUGAAACCAUGCCAACAGACCCGCAUAAUUGUCAAAGAGUGGCUGUUGAAGCUGAUGUGCUGUUUAGGAACAGUGUGUGGGAUGAAGUGGUACGGUUAUGCUGCUCUGGGCAUUUUGACCGCCAUCCUCAGCUUCCUCAUGGAUCUCAGUGUAACAAAAAUGCUAAGAGCUCACCAGUGGCUUUAUACGAAGCUUGAGGGCAACAGUCUGCUGCAGUUUUUCUGUUGGACUCUUUACCCAGCAUGCCUCUGUGCGGUCUCAUCAUCGUUCUCCCACAACAUCUGUCCCUUCUCCACAGGCUCAGGGAUACCAGAGGUGAGAACCAUGCUGGCUGGUUUUGAAAUGCCUCAUUACUUGUCUCUCACUAAUAUGUUUACCAAGUUCCUGGGCCUUAUCUGUACACUGGCAGCCGGCAGCACUGUUUUCCUGGGCAAAGUGGGUCCGUUUGUGCAUCUUUCCACCAUGAUUGGAGCCUACCUGAGCAACCUCUGCACACUUAUACAAUCCACUAAGAAGGAAAGAGCUGCUGGAGAAAUGCUGGUUGUAGCUGCUGCAGUCGGGGUAGCCAGCUGCUUCGGCGCUCCCAUCAGCGGCGUGUUGUUCAGUGUGGAGGUGAUGUGUUGUCACUUUGCCUUGAGGCAUUACUGCCCGUGUUUUUUCUCAGCAGCCUGUGGGGCGUUGACCUUCCGCCUGCUCUCAGUGUGGAGUGGAGAUGCAGAGACUCUUCAGGCAUUGUUCAAAACUAAUUUCCCCACAGCUGUACCUUUCUAUCCGCUGGAGAUUCUGCUGUUUGCUUUUCUGGGGCUGCUGUGUGGAGCUGCAAGCUGUUGCUAUCUCUUCUUCCAUCGGCGGAUCCUCCGUUUCAUCAAAACAAACUCAAUCUGUAUCAAGAUGCUGACGACAGAGAAAGGCUUAUACUCAGGCAUGGUGGCCUUCCUCCUGGCAUGUUUGACGUUUCCUCCCUCUGUUGGUCGAUAUAUGGUUUCUAAGUACACCAUGAAGCAACUCCUCACCGCUUUACUGGAUAGUACGCAGUGGACCUCUCAAUCCCACAAUGCCUCUGUUGAGCCUUUGUUGGAGUGGAGCUCAUCAGGGAGUCCUGUCUACCUUUCUUUGGCUGUCUUUCUGCUCAUGAAGUUGUGGAUGCUAGUCCUCGCCUGCACUCUGCCUCUGCCAGCUGGAUACUUUAUGCCAGUGUUUAUCUAUGGGGCAGCUUUGGGGCGUUUGCUUGGAGAAGGGGUAGCUUUCACAGGAGUGACCUCAGGCCAGCAGUGGGCUUCUAUAAAUCCUGGAGGCUACGCACUGGCAGGUGCGGCAGCCUUCUCCGGGGCUGUGACACACACCUUGUCCCCAGCUCUCCUGGCUGUAGAGUUAACUGGUCAGUUCAGCCAUGCUGUACCUAUCCUCCUCGCCACUCUGCUGGCCAAUGCUGUGGCUCGCUCAGGGCACCGCCCAUCUUUCUAUGACGCACUCUCUAUCAGUAAGAAGCUCCCACACCUGCCCUCUCUGAUGAAGGCGUGCCCUCGGCUUCCCUCCACACUAGUCGGACAGGUUUUAGGAGUGAAAUCAGUUCAGCUUCAGAAAGCAGCUGGGCCAGAGGAGGUUCAACACGCUGUCAACACCAGCACGGAGACACAAAUCCCUGUGGUGGACUCACAUGAGUCGCAGAUUUUACUGGGGUUUGUCCUCCGAUCAGAGUUGCUGAUGUUCCUGCGUCACUGUGAGACUCAGAGUCUGGAUAAACAUAUGGAUGAUGUCUGCUCCAUUUACCCGACCUCAGUCCUGUUGUCACCUCACAACACCAUUCAGGAGGUCCACAGUAUCCUGAGUCUCGUUGAGGCCCAGACUUUGUAUGUGGCAGACAGGGGAAGGCUCGUCGGGCUCAUCACAUGGCAAGAGAUGAAGAGAAUAAUAGAGGACUUGGCCAAAGAAAUCUAGGCACUGGAAAUAAGCACCUCCCUUGACUUUUUUUUUUUUAACAAACAUCUCUGCUGGUUCGCUCUAACACAAGCCUGGCUCUAUUAAUGACCUCGCUACUUCUUUUCCCAGGCGUAACAAAAUUUCAUCAUGUCAUUAACAAGAGGCUCCAUUUGAUAAACAUUCAUCAGAACUUAUUGUCUUGCCUCUUAUUGUAAUUACAGCAUCUCAUGCACUGAGGAGAUUAUGCACUCAUCUCAUUCAUUGAUCUGCUCUUUGUGACACAGUAUUAUUAAACGUGCGUCUCCAUUAUCCAGUGGGGGUGAGAACAAAAGCCUGUAAAACAGUUUGUACACCAAUUUACUCAACGUAACCCUGCUGCUGUGUUUAUGAGAUUAAAAACUAAACUCCUC
Larimichthys crocea (large yellow croaker) is the source of this 2447-nucleotide messenger RNA. RefSeq names its product chloride channel K (gene clcnk). NCBI's taxonomy places the organism in Eukaryota, Metazoa, Chordata, Actinopteri, Sciaenidae. The coding region runs from base 1 to 2055 and encodes 684 amino acids. Gene Ontology annotation, cellular component: plasma membrane. Gene Ontology annotation, molecular function: voltage-gated chloride channel activity. Gene Ontology annotation, biological process: chloride transport; transmembrane transport. The transcript has 19 exons. The record is from RefSeq and is a predicted model, not a curated record.